Messenger RNA from Rhodofomes roseus, 1107 nucleotides. RefSeq lists its product as uncharacterized. Gene Ontology annotation, biological process: GDP-fucose import into Golgi lumen; protein O-linked glycosylation via fucose. The transcript has 6 exons. Lineage: Eukaryota; Fungi; Basidiomycota; Agaricomycetes; Polyporales; Fomitopsidaceae. Gene Ontology annotation, molecular function: antiporter activity. Gene Ontology annotation, cellular component: Golgi apparatus. The coding region runs from base 1 to 1107 and encodes 368 amino acids. The record is from RefSeq and is a predicted model, not a curated record.
AUGUCCUCCGCAAACAACAAAGACGGCGCAGAGCCAUGGAAGAUUGCUUCGGUGGUCUCCUUCUACAUGUGCGCUGCGCUUGUGAUGGUCUUCGUGAACAAGGCCGUCUUGAAUUCCUCACCUGAGCUGCCUAUGCUCUUCUUGUUCAUCCAGCUAUCCUUAGCGGUGAUCCUGUUACAUGGCGCGGCGUUUGUUUCUCACAAGGUUGAGAUCCCGAGAUUGGACGCGGCGAGCGCAAAGAAGCUUACCCCGCUCAUCCUCGUCAAUGUCAUCGGCUUGGUGUUCAAUACUCUCUGCCUGCGAGGCGUCGAUGCAUCUUUCUUCCAGAUCGCCCGAGGUCUUGUCCUGCCUCUCACCAUCGCGGUCUCUUCGCUGCACACGCGUACGACACCGUCCAUGCGUGUAGUCCUGGCUGCGACAAUGGUCACCAUCGGUUUCUUCCUCGGCGUCGCACCGUCAUCGUUCCCGAGCUUCGAUGUCGAAGCCGAGCCCACGCCCUCGCGCACAAACACGAGCGGACUGUCUAUAUUCUACGGCGUCUUGUCAUCUGUCUUCAUCGCUGUCCACUCGGUGCUCAUCAAGAUGUCUCUCCCACACGCCAACAACUCAACCAUCCAACUCGCGUACUGGCAGAACCUUGGCUCAGCGCUCUUCCUCGCGCCUGUCCUCCUGCUCCAAGGUGAAAUUGGCAAACUCUCGGAGCUCGCUAGCCUGCCCUCUUGGAAUGGCUCUGUCUUCGUUUGGGGCAGCUUGGUGACUGGCGUAUUCGGGUUCCUGCUAUGCGUGGCCGGACUGCUUAGCGUCAAGGUGACAAGCCCCAUCACACACAUGUUCUCGAGCGCUGCUCGUUCAGUUAUUCAAACCUUGCUUGGCGCCUGGCUGUUCAAUGAUCUGCUAACCACAAACCGCGCCGCCUCGAUACUCGUCAUCACCCUCGGCACCGUGUACUAUACUUGGGUCAAGGCCGUCGAAACCGCUCCCCGGCCGCAGCUUCGCGACAAGGAUCUCGAGGCGCACAGCAGCCUGAUGAAGGGCGACGACGACACCCUCGAAGAAGCCGCAAUGGAGAUGCAAAAUCAUCCCGAGAAGAAGAUGGCCCGGGGUUAG